Messenger RNA from Alnus glutinosa, 2920 nucleotides. RefSeq names its product probable LRR receptor-like serine/threonine-protein kinase At4g37250. Gene Ontology annotation, biological process: protein phosphorylation. The transcript is spliced from 2 exons. Lineage: Eukaryota; Viridiplantae; Streptophyta; Magnoliopsida; Fagales; Betulaceae. The record is from RefSeq and is a predicted model, not a curated record. Bases 269 to 2617 code for a protein of 782 amino acids. Gene Ontology annotation, molecular function: ATP binding; protein kinase activity; protein binding.
AAGAUGCUAUUCGAUCACCAUUUUUUAAUGGGGGCUCGAAUGUGAGCGCAAGGAAGAGAUGGAGUGAACAAAACAGCGGUGAAGGCAUUUAAUCAUUUCAAGUAAAGCCUUAAUUAAUAGUUUUGCUUUGCUUUGCCUGUAUUUCUAUGCUUUUUCUCAUUUUUUUAGAGUCUUCAAUCACAUGGCCCUUGCAUCAUCAUAAAUCUCAGUUACCUCUCUGUCCCUCUCUCUCUGUUCCCAUAGGAGAGAUGUGGGAGCACUGUGUAAAAUGAUGAGCUCCCAAAGUGUCCGUCUCCAUUUAUGGUGGAGAAUUCUUGCAUUUGCUCUACUUGUAGUUCAAUCCUGUGGGCUUAGCACAGAUGGUAUUCUGUUGCUUUCUUUCAAGAACUCUGUUCUCAGCGACCCCUUAUGCGUGCUACAGAGCUGGAGCUACAACGACCAGACGCCGUGUUCGUGGAAAGGAGUUACAUGUAGUAGUACUGCAGCUCAAGGCUUAGCCAAUUCUCAACACGGUCGGGUGAUCGGCUUAGCUCUUCCGAAUUCUCAGCUUCUUGGUUCAAUUCCUGCCAAUCUGGGCAUGAUUGAACACCUCCAAAAUCUCAACCUCUCCAACAAUUCUAUCAAUGGGUCUCUUCCUUCUUCGCUCCUCAACGCAUCCGAGCUCAAGUUCCUUGACUUGUCAAACAACUUGAUCUCUGGUGAGCUACCUGAGACCACAGGCCACCUUCAAAACCUCCAAUUUCUUAACCUCUCCGACAAUGCCUUGGCGGGAAACAUACCCAACAAUCUCAGCACUCUGAGCAAUCUAACCUUUGUCUCUUUGAAGAACAACUACUUUUCUGGUACUCUACCUAGUGGGUUCGAAGCUGUUCAGGUUUUAGAUCUGUCCUCGAAUCUGAUGAAUGGGUCUCUACCUCCUGACUUCGGUGGUGCUAGUCUACGUUACUUGAACAUCUCCUAUAACAGGUUUUCCGGGAAAAUCCCAUCAGGUUUUGCCGAGAAAAGUCCAGGUAAUGCUACUUUUGACUUGUCAUUCAACAACCUGACCGGAGAAAUUCCGGAAUCUGAUGUUUUUAUGAAUCAAGUAUCCCAAUCGUUUUCUGGGAAUCCUGAUCUGUGUGGAGAACCAACCAAGACUCCGUGUCCGAUUCCUUCUUCUCCUUCUUCUUCGCCUAAUGUGUCUGCUCCUACUUCUCCUCCUGCGAUCGCUGCGAUUCCAAAGACAAUGAAUCCAACCCCAGAAACCUUGUCACCUGGGUCGUCUCAGCAAGGAAGGCAAAACGGGAUGAGACCAGCAACGAUCAUAGGAAUUGUACUCGGAGAUGUUGCGGGAAUUGGAAUUCUCGUUUUGAUUUUCUUGUACGUGCACCAGUUGAAGAAGAAGAAGAAGAAGAAGAAGAACGCGGAGAAUACACUCCAAAAAGAAGCUAACGCAGCGAAGGAUGAUUGGUCAUCAUCGUCCUCCGAGUCAAGAGGGUUCACAAGGUGGUCGUGCCUGCGAAAGACAACGGAAGAGAAAGAGGGUUCAGAGGCCACAGGCUCUGAUAACGAAGAAGAACACCAAGGUGGUCAGAAGGGUCCAGAGAAUCAACGGCAACAAGAGCAGGAGCAAGGCAAAGGAGGGACAUUGGUGAGCGUUGAUGGUGGUGAGAAACAACUCGAGCUUGAAACGCUUCUAAAGGCUUCGGCUUACAUAUUGGGUGCCACCGGUUCGAGCAUAAUGUACAAGGCUGUGCUUGAAGAUGGGACUGCACUUGCGGUUAGGCGGAUUGGUGAGAGCAGUGUGGAGCGGUUCAAAGACUUCGAGAACCAGGUCCGCGUCAUAGCCAAGCUGGUGCACCCCAAUCUGGUUCGCAUUCGUGGCUUCUACUGGGGAGUCGAUGAGAAGCUCAUCAUCUAUGACUUUGUUCCUAAUGGCAGCCUCGCCAAUGCUCGUUACAGGAAAGUGGGCUCCUCGCCGUGCCAUCUACCAUGGGAAUUCAGGCUCAAGAUCGCAAAAGGUGUGGCCCGAGGGCUUGCGUACCUCCACGACAAGAAGCACGUGCAUGGAAACUUGAAGCCGAGCAACAUCCUCUUAGGCUCCGAUAUGGAGCCGAGAAUCGGGGAUUUCGGUCUGGAGAGGCUCCUAUCGGGUGACACAAGCUAUAAAGCCGGCGUAUCGGCUCGAAAUUUCGGGAGCAAGAGGUCCACGGCCUCACGUGACAGCUUCCAAGAUCUAGCAAUCGGUCCGAGCCCGAGCCCAAGCCCAAGCUCGGUGGGUGUAUCACCUUAUCAUGCACCCGAGUCGCUUAGGAGCCUAAAGCCCAACCCAAAGUGGGAUGCGUACGCGUUUGGGGUUAUAUUGCUUGAGCUGCUGACGGGGAAGGUUGUAGUAGUGGACGACAUGAGCCAGGGAAGUGGGGUCUUGGUUGAAGAUAAGAGCCGAGCUUUGAGGAUGGCUGACGUGGCAAUCCGAGCUGAGCUGGAAGGGAAAGAGGAGGCCCUACUGGCUUGCUUCAAGCUAGGCUAUGGUUGUGCCUCUCCAAUCCCACACAAAAGACCGCCUAUGAAAGAAGUCUUACAAGUUCUUGAAAGAAUUCCCGCUUCAACCUCUUCAUCACACUAUUAUGGUCCCUAAUUAAGAAGGUUGGAAAAGGAUUCUCUUUGGUUCAAAUGAACAGGAGGGGAUUCAGUUAGUAUUUUUUAGAGGUAUGAUUGUCUUUUUACAUUUACAAGAACAAUUAUGCCUUAAAAAAAACUAACCAAAUGCCCUCUACUUCAUUUGAACCUAAAAUGAUCAAAAUACAAAAAGGUUAGACGCUUUUGUAGAGAGGUGUAUGUAUGAUUGACUGAUAGGUUGCCAUUUGCCUUCAAGGUUUUUUCUUUUUUAUUUUUAUAAUUGUGUGAGCUCAUUGAAUAGAUCUUGUUGUUUUUGCACUAA